Molecule: messenger RNA, 630 nt
Organism: Phacochoerus africanus (Common warthog)
Lineage: Eukaryota; Metazoa; Chordata; Mammalia; Artiodactyla; Suidae
Product: Nance-Horan syndrome protein-like
Exons: 3
Coding region: 1-432 (143 amino acids)
Biological process (GO): lens development in camera-type eye; cell differentiation
Source: RefSeq, a predicted model, not a curated record
AUGGCAACACAUGGGAUAGCCGUCUCCAACCUGGACGUCGAGAGCAAGCUGAGCGUGUACUACCGCGCACCGUGGCACCCGCAGAGAAACAUCUUCCUUCCAGCCACCAGGCCGCCCUGCGUGGAGGAACUACACCGCCACGCCCGGCAGAGCCUGCAAGCCCUGCGCAGAGAACACCGGAGCCGGAGUGAUCGACGGGAGCAGAGAGCUGCUGCUCCCCUUUCCGUAGCUGCUCCCCCACUGCCUGCCUACCCCCCAGCCCACAGCCAGAGGAGGCGCGAAGUUAAGGACCGGCACUUCUUAACGGUGAGCUCGAUGGCCAGGCGGCAGCCCUGUACCUGCUUGGCAGGGAGUAUGAGUGAGUCUUGGGAGUCCGUUUCCCUCCUACUGAGGGAAACUGGAUGCCUGAAAGAGUUAAUCGCGGGCAUUUGAAAACUGCUUUUUUUUUUUUUUUCCCAUUUCAGUCCUGAAAGGAAUCCCUCUUUUUGGGGGGAAGAGAGCAGGAAUACAGAUUUUUUUAAGUUAAUUGGCUGUGCAAUGUAGUAAAGCAAUAAUAGUUAAGGACUCUAGUAUCAGGGGAAUUAGGAGUAUGGGAUUAAGAGAUACAUGCUACUACAUAUAAAAUAGAUA